Messenger RNA from Cyanidioschyzon merolae strain 10D, 1449 nucleotides. RefSeq names its product folylpolyglutamate synthase / dihydrofolate synthase. Gene Ontology annotation, cellular component: cytoplasm. Gene Ontology annotation, biological process: folic acid-containing compound biosynthetic process. The transcript has a single exon. NCBI's taxonomy places the organism in Eukaryota, Rhodophyta, Bangiophyceae, Cyanidiales, Cyanidiaceae. Gene Ontology annotation, molecular function: dihydrofolate synthase activity; ATP binding; tetrahydrofolylpolyglutamate synthase activity. The record is from RefSeq and is a predicted model, not a curated record. The coding region runs from base 1 to 1449 and encodes 482 amino acids.
AUGGCUUGGCGCACUGCCAGCGGUGUCUUUACUCGUGGCGUUGACGGUACCGUCUCACAGCGUCUGCGACAGUUGCUGACUCGCUUAGAUGAACUUGUGAACUGGGAACGGUUGCAAAGAGCGAACACGGGUCAACGGCAGCGGGAGAUGCGUGUAGACGUGAAGCCUGCGAAGCGUUUGCUGGACGCGCUUGGAAGUCCGCAGCACUGCUAUCGCGCCGUUCAUAUUGCCGGGACAAAGGGCAAAGGGACCCUAGCGGCUAUGCUCACGGCGUAUCUGGUCAAACAAAAAGGAUUCCGAGUCGGAACAUAUACCUCACCACAUGUAGAGCGCAUCCAAGAGCGAGUCAGGCUGCAGGGUGCGUGCAUCGAAGACGAAGCGCUCGCAGACGCCCUCGAGAGCGCCCUUGCUGCGGCUGAUCCAUUCCUGCAAGACGGCGUACCGGUGGUCGAGCGUCCUACCUGGUUUGACGUUAUGACGGCGGCCGGAUUCCUAGCAAUGAAAACGGCUGGUGUCGAGUACGCUGUCAUCGAGUGCGGCAUGGGCGGCGCCAAGGACUCCACGAACGUUCUCGGAGCUGAGGUCUGUCUGCUCACGAGCGUUGCCCUGGAGCAUGCGGAGAUCAUCGGGCCAGGUCUAGCCGAUAUAGCUCGUGAAAAGGCAGGUAUUGCAUGGCGGCCGAGUUGUAUACUGAUCUCGGGCGUCCAUCAACCGGAGCUGCGGCAAGUCAUUCGGGAGACGGUGGAGCAGUUGUCACCGCCGGCUCCUCGCUCCGUUGUCUUCGUAGACGCGGCUUCCUGGGAAGAGCGCAACCAGUUGAUGGCGGAGCGCGCAAUAAAAGAGCUCGCAGCACGGUAUGGUUGGCUUCAGUGCGAGCCACCGGAUUGGUCGCUGCUUCAACCGCAGAUGAAGCAGAUGCUUCCCGGACGCAUGGAGUGGUUUGCGCUCCAUCGCGGAACGCUAUCGGUGAACGUGCUCGUCGAUGGGGCCCAUAUUCCUGAAACCGUACAACGCCUCCCUUGCGGAGCGUGGAUCGUCUUAGCCAUGGGCCGCGACAAGCGAGUUGAGGAGUUUACCGAGGCCUUGAUGCGCUUCGCACCGCGUGCGAUCAUCUGCACUCGGGUCGGUGAUGACCCAUCGUACAUGCCGGCUGAUGAGCUGCACGAGCGGGCGCAUCGCGUUGUUGCCAAUCACGCUGCAGCGGUGUCUCAGACGCCGGUGUUCAAAGUGGCACUUCCAGAAGAAGCGCUUCGCCGUGCGGUUGAGCUUGCUGCGACGGCAGCUGGUCCAGAAAAACCGCACAGUGUGGUUUGUAUCGGAUCGCUCCAUUUAGCAGGAAUUAUACGGAGAACGCUCCUUCGUGACUGGAAUACGGGAAGCAUCCCGGAUUCGCGGACGUCCGCCGCUGAGCCGCCGGCUGGAAAGCCCCAGGCACAUAUCGCCUUGUGA